UGCCAUAUGAGCAACCUAUGCAGUUCUAAGUUCAUAUUGAUUGUUCAUUUUAAGUUAAUAUAAUUUUGAAUUAGAACUACAAUUAUUUGCUGUACAAAUAAGAGAAUGUUGUUCUUUUCUAUGUCCCGAUUGAGAAGCAUCAGGCGGAACUAAUGUUCUUUGGUUGCAGUAGCGUCAGGUUCAUUUUAAUUGACGGACGUUAUGAUUGAAGCAGACGUGAAUGAUCGGAGUAUAAGACGUUAAAGAUGCGUAUGAAGACUGAAGUUUCCUUUCUUUAAUUCCGUUUGGUUAAUGCGGCCAAUGAGUUCUUACGACAUAAUUUCACGCCAUGAAAGGUGAAAUUAAACGCCUGUACCAAAGAACGCCUUGUGUCGGUGAUUGACUGAACGGGAGCUACAGUAAGAACUCAACCUGCGUGACAUGAGGUGAAGAGAUGACCGUCUACGCCAGCCGUUGAUGGAGCUGCAAGCAAGUUUCACGGAGUUUCAUCGUACUCUAGCGCCGAGCCGAUAAGACUGUGCAUACGCCAGUAACCCGAGUGAGCAGCAAGAAGAGUCCAGGAGCAUUUACGGUCAAGCCAGCAAGUAAAACAUUUAAAACAAGUUAAAUGUUAAGAAGUGGAUUUACCUCAUUAACUGCUUUAAGGGUACUCUAUAAGUGCUAAAAGGGUGAAGUGUUCUGGUGUUGUAAAUGUUUAUAAGUUCAUGUCAUUGUUGAUUAUACCACAUGCAGUUAUUGUUUAUAAUUUGAAGUUUAAACACAUUUAAGGAAUUAAGGCAGCAUAGUCUCUACUGGUAUAAUGGUCAAGUAUAUAAGAAGCCGGUUUAGUUCAUUGUAAAAUGACAGUUUGUUUGUACUGUAGAUAGGUGUUUUUGACAUGCACUCUGAAACAUUGCUGGUUAAACCUGAAUGUAAACUCAAGGUUGAUUGUGAUUAGUCUUACUAUUCCAAUUCAACACGAAGCUAACUAUUGACCUUUAAGCUAAAUUAGUUAAUCAAACUAGUUUUAGUAGAAGUAGUUAAGUUCAACUCAAAUAGUGCUGAACAUGGCUGAUGACAGUGAAGCUAUAGAGUUACAGCAACAAUCAAAAAAUCUUGAUGAUGCACCUACAGACACAAACCUAUCACAGGAGAAUGAGGUUGGUGUUGAGGCCCAAGCUGCUGCAGAAGGUCUAAGAAGAAGUCAGAGAACCCGCACACUCACUGAAAAGGGUCAAGAACUCCAAGAAAGCAAAUCUAAAAAACUGAAAAAUCGCUUCUCAGUCACCUAUGGCAGAUGGAAAUCUCUGGCUAAGGAGGCGAAGAAAGCACUUGAAGGAUGUCUCUCUGAUGAGAUAUUACAAGAUCACAUCAAUAUGAUCCGCUGUGCUUCAGCAGAUGUAAGACAAGCAUACGAAGACUUGCGUCAACAUGUUGUCCCUGAUGGCGAGAUCCGUCGCAGAGUAGACACAUGUAAUGCUGUCUCAAGAAAGAUUUUAGAAUGGCAUAAAUAUGAAGACAAGGAUGAAGACAAGUUAACAAGUGAACAAGCAUACUGGAUGGAGACUGGCUCUGUGUUCCUAUCUGCAGCAUCUCAGGGAUCCAGUUCAAUCUCUCAAGGUGGAAAAUCUACAAACAGCUCAAGCAUAAAAUCAAACCGUUCAAGCCUGUCUUCUGCUAAGAAGCAAGAAGCUGCAGCAGAGUUGGCUGCAACUCAAGCCACCUUAGAAGUCUUACAAGAAAUGGAACGUGAGAAACAGGAGCUUGAGUCACUGGAAGCCGAGAAUAGACAGAAACUUGCACUACAAGAAGCUGAAAAUGCUGCAAGACAAAAUGCUUUAGAAGAGAAGCGCCGGCAAAUAGAGCGCUUAGAGACAGUUAAGAAAAUGAAUGCUGCAAAGGCAAGACUACAAGUUUAUGAACAAGAAGUCAGCUCAGACAUAGAGAUUUCUGAGUUGCUCCAUGACUGUAAGCCUCGACAAAAGAAACCUGCACUUAAUUCAAGAAGUCUGUCUGUACAGAAUGUGGCACAGUCCCAUCACGCCACACACAUACAACCUGCUGUGAUAUCAAAAACUGAUGCAAGGGAGCAGCAUGUUAACACUCAUCAGGAGGAUAACACUACAGUAUUUGCUAAAGCAAUAGCAGAAUCAAUCAAUGCAAGCCGUCUUCCUAUACCAGAACCUUAUGUCUUCAGUGGAGACCCUCUAAGGUAUAAAGAUUGGAAAAUGUCCUUUCAAACACUGAUAGGAAGUAAGAACAUUCCAGUAAAUGAGAAGGUCUAUUACCUCCGUAAGUAUGUUGGUGGACCUGCAAAGAAAGCCAUUGAGGGUUAUUUUCUGAUAGGUACAGAUGCAGCUUACCAUUCAGCAUGGGACGUCCUAGAAGAAAGGUAUGGAAGCUCCUUCGUGAUUGCCAAAGCCUUUAGAGAUAAACUCACCUCAUGGCCAAAGAUAGGACCCAAGGAUAGCGUUGAACUAAGAGAGUUCUCAGACUUCCUUCGAGGCUGUGAGGCAGCAAUGUCACAAAUUAGAAGUCUCGAAGUCUUAAACGAUUGUGGUGAAAACCAAAGAAUGCUCACCAAGCUUCCUGAUUGGUUGACAAGCAGGUGGAACCGAAAGGUAAUUGAGAUUGAAGAAGAAACUAAGUCAUUCCCUAGCUUCAGUCAGUUUGUCGAGUUUGUCACAAGAGAAGCCAAGAUAGCCUGUAAUCCAGUGACCUCUCUUCAUGCUCUGAAGUCUGGUGACAGUGAAAGGGCGAAGACACCAAAGACUCGAAGUGUUGGUGUAAAGGUACUGGCAAGCAGCUCUGCAGAAACCCCAGAGGUUAAAGCUUGUGUGUUCUGUGAGAAGUCAAACCAUGGCAUUCAUACAUGUCGAAGGUUCAUGGACAAAUCGAUUAGAGAAAGAGUCAAAUUUGUGCAAAUGAAAAAAUUAUGCUUUGGGUGUCUGAAAUCAGGACAUCAUUCAAAGAACUGUGAAAAGAGGAGUGUCUGUGACACAUGCAAGAAGAAGCACCCAACGUGUUUGCAUGAAGAUAGAGCAAAAGAGGAUGGAAAGAAGGAACACUGGGAUGGUGAGCAAAAGGAAGGUGGAAAACAUGUUAAGUUAAAAGAAAGGACAGAGGUUAAGCAAACUGAUGAGAUGCCAAGUGAAGCAACCUCUCAUAGAGUCGUGCAAGACAUAGACAGCACACACACCUCCUCAGUUAUGCCAGUAUGGUUGUCUACAACAAGCAACCCAGAAAAUGAAGUCCUCUUAUAUGCACUUCUUGACAAUCAAAGUGACACUACUUUCAUUUUACAAGAAAAGGCAGACAAUCUUGAUACACAGAAGUUUCCUGUGCAGUUAAAACUUUCAACAUUGUCAUCCAGAGAUACCAUCAUUCCAAGUCAGAAGCUAACUGGGCUGCAGGUCAGAGGCUUCUACUCAUCAAAGAAAAUCGCUCUCCCAGCAACCUAUACGAGAGAGUUUAUUCCUGCCAAUUUAAGUCAUAUUCCCACACCCAAGACAGCAAGGGCAUGGCCUCACCUAGAGCACCUUGCAGACGAAAUUGCUCCUUUAAUUGACUGUGAUGUUGGUCUGCUCAUAGGUUAUAAUUGUUCUCAAGCCCUGCUACCUAGAGAGGUGGUGUCAGGGAAAGAUGAGGAGCCGUUUGCCCAAAGAACAGACCUUGGAUGGGGAAUCAUCGGUUGUGUCAAUCCUUGUGUUGACUAUGGCGAUGUGUUUGGAAGCAGCCACAAAAUUGUUGUGAAACAAGUCACACCUUGUCACCCGUCGUCUACUAAGCUGAACAAUGAAGUUCGAUACAUCUACCGAACACAAGUCAAGGAAUUAGUAACUCCUCCAGAUGUGCUAAAAGCGCUCGAGUCAGACUUCAAUGAAAGGGGCACAGAAGAGGCUCAUUUCUCACAAGAGGAUCUACGCUUCAUAUCAAUUAUGGAGGAGGGAAUCACAAUUAAAGCAGAUGGUCACUGUGAAAUGCCCCUGCCAUUUAAAAAAGACAAACCGAGUCUUUCAGACAACAGGAAGUGUGCAGAGCAUCGUCUCAAGUGUUUGAAGAGGAGGUUUGAGAAGGACAAGCAAUAUCAUAAGGAUUACGUAUCCUUUAUGAAUGAAACAAUAGCUCGAGGAGAUGCUGAGAAGGUUUCAAAGGAAGACAUUGACAAGAGCCCUGCCUGGUACAUCCCUCACCAUGGGGUGUAUCACCCACAAAAGCCGGGAAAAAUACGAGUCGUGUUUGACUGCUCAGCUAAGUUUGAAGGUGUAUCAUUAAAUGAUCACCUGCUUAGCGGGCCAGAAUUGACAAACAAUCUAGUUGGUGUUCUCUGUCGAUUUCGUAAGGGUCCUGUUGCAGUAAUGUGCGACAUUGAACGCAUGUUUCAUCAGUUUCAUGUCAGAGCAGAAGAUCAAGACUAUUUGAGGUUUCUCUGGUGGGAUGAUGGAGACUUCCAGUCUCAACCAUCAAUUUAUCGUAUGAGAGUGCACUUGUUUGGGGCCGCCUCAUCGCCUGGUUGUGCAAACUAUGGCCUUAGACAUAUUGCAGCUCAAGGACGAGGUCGCUUCAGUGAAGCAACCAUCCGUUUCAUUGAGAGAAACUUUUAUGUAGAUGAUGGUCUGAUAAGCGUGUCCACAGAUGAAGAAGCGAUACAGCUGAUCAGUGAAGCAAGGCAGCUUUGUAGCACAGGCAAGCUACAUAUCCACAAGUUUAUUUCCAAUCGUAAAGAGGUACUUGCAUCACUUCCCAGAGAGGAAUGUGUGGAAACAGUAAGGCAUCAGGACUUAGCCUUGAAUGAGUCACAGAUUGAGAGAGCCCUAGGUGUUAAAUGGUGUGUCUCUUCAGAUCAGUUUCUCUUCAGAGUAACUGUGAAUGAACAUCCACUUUCUAGAAGAGGAAUUUUGUCAACAGUAGCCUCAAUCUAUGACCCGCUUGGCUUUGUAGCACCUUUCAUUCUAGUCGGGAAGCAAAUACUCCAGCAGAUGUGUCGAGACAAAACCGGAUGGGAUGAACCACUAUCUGAUGAUCUUCGGUCACAAUGGGAAUCUUGGCUCCUGGAUCUGCGAGACCUAGCAGAUGUCAAAAUUCAGCGAUGUUACCUGCCAACAAGUCUUGGAAAGGUCCAAAGAUAUGAACUCCAUCACUUCUCGGAUGCUAGCGUCACGGGCUAUGGAGAAUGCACUUACCUAAGAGCAGUCAGUGCAACGAGACAAAUUCAUUGCUCUUUAGUCAUGGGCAAGGCUAGAGUAGCCCCCACAAAGGUGACUACAGUACCCAGACUUGAGCUGACUGCAGCUGUUGUUGCCGUUCGUACAAGUGACCUGCUUAGAAAAGAGCUUGAACUAGAAGAAGUUACAGAAGUCUUCUGGACAGACUCAAAGGUUGUCCUCGGUUAUGUUAAUAAUGAGGCCAGAAGAUUUCACGUGUUUGUGGCAAAUCGCAUUCAGCGAAUCAAGGAAAGUACCGACCCAAGUCAAUGGAGAUACGUGGCCUCUGAAGAAAACCCCGCAGACCACGCAUCAAGGGGUCUCCGGAGUAAGGAUCUUAUUGCUUCUAACUGGUUUACAGGUCCAACCUUUCUCUGGCAAGACGAGCUUCCCAGCAGAGAUAUUAAGGUGGGAGAGAUUGCAGUUGAAGACCCAGAAAUGCGUAAAGCUUUUGUAUGCAAGGUUUUGACAACAGAAGAUUCACUGCUUGAUCGAUUCCUAAAGUUCUCCAGCUGGACAAGGCUAGUUAAAGCUAUUGCAAGACUUUUGCGGAGAAUCAAAGAACUUAAAGGUUUGGCAUCCAAAACCAAUGAAGCCACAAGUCUCGAAGAGAGAAAGGAUGCAGAACUUGCCAUAAUAGCCAUUGUGCAGAAGGCAACCUUCUCAGAGGAAAUCCAGAGUCUUAAAUGCAAGAAGGAAAUCACAGCUAAACGUAACAGGCUGCACAGAUUGUGUCCGUUCUUGGAUGAAAGAGGCAUCCUUAGGGUGGGAGGUCGGCUAGAGCAUGCUGCUUUGCAUCCUCACAUCAAACAUCCAGCAAUCUUGCCAAGAACCAGUCACAUAUCUACACUAUUGAUAAAGCACUAUCAUCAGCAAGUGCAACACCAAGGGCGUGGCAUAACAAUCAAUGAGCUACGAUCGAAUGGCAUUUGGAUUCUUGGAUGUAGUCAUGCUGUGUCAUCAUGCAUCUACAAGUGUGUUAAAUGUAGAAAGUUCAGACGGUGUACAGAAGACCAAAAAAUGUCAGACUUACCUCGUGAACGCAUGGAGACAACUCCUCCCUUUACUUAUUGUGGGGUGGACUGUUUUGGUCCUUUCUAUAUUAAAGAGGGAAGGAGAGAGCUGAAGCGCUACGGUCUGCUAUUCACUUGUCUGUGCUCUCGUGCUGUGCACAUUGAACUGCUUGAUGACAUGACAGCUGAUGCCUUUAUUAAUGCACUUCGUGCUUUCAUUGCCUUACGAGGAAACGUUAGACAACUUAGAUCUGACCAAGGCACCAACUUCAUCGGUGCGAGACGAGAAUUCCUGGAAGCUGUAAAAGAAAUGGAUCAGGAAUGCCUAAAGCAACUUGGCUGUGAGUUUGUAAUGAACCCUCCAUCUGCAAGCCAUAUGGGUGGAGCCUGGGAAAGACAAAUCAGGACAAUACGAAGUGUAUUGACAUCCAUUCUGGAUCAGUCGUCCCGAAGGCUUGACAGUUCAUCUAUGCGAACUUACCUGUAUGAAGUCAUGGCAAUCAUAAACAGCAGGCCUUUAACAGCACACUUACUCAAUGAUCCAACUGGACCACAACCUCUUACGCCCAAUCACAUUUUGAUGAUGAAGUCUUCAGUAGUUUUGCCACCACCUGGAGAGUUUGUGAAGGAAGACCUUUAUCUUCGUAAAAGAUGGCGUAGUGUGCAACAGCUGGCCAAUGAGUUCUGGUCUAGAUGGAAAAAGGAGUACCUGUUAAACCUUCAGCAGAGACAAAAAUGGCACAAGACACAAAGGAAUGCGAGGACUGGUGAUGUGGUAAUUGUGCAAGACGACUUUGCACCACGGAAUGCAUGGAAACUGGCCAAGGUUACAGAAGUGUAUCCUAGUAAAGAUGGAUGUGUGAGAAAACUACAAUUGCUGAUUAGUGAUUCAGCUCUUGAUGACCAAGGAAAGCGACUCACUAAGCCAACCUACCUGGUCAGGCCAAUUCACAAGACAGUUACCCUGCUUGAAGCUGAGUAAGGAAGCCUUAAUGUCUCACCUAACUUCACAAAUUAUUCUUAUUUGAGUUUAUCCUAAGUUCAUUAAAGAAAUCACUAGUGAUUUGGUGGGAGUGUAGCUGCCAUAUGAGCAACCUAUGCAGUUCUAAGUUCAUAUUGAUUGUUCAUUUUAAGUUAAUAUAAUUUUGAAUUAGAACUACAAUUAUUUGCUGUACAAAUAAGAGAAUGUUGUUCUUUUCUAUGUCCCGAUUGAGAAGCAUCAGGCGGAACUAAUGUUCUUUGGUUGCAGUAGCGUCAGGUUCAUUUUAAUUGACGGACGUUAUGAUUGAAGCAGACGUGAAUGAUCGGAGUAUAAGACGUUAAAGAUGCGUAUGAAGACUGAAGUUUCCUUUCUUUAAUUCCGUUUGGUUAAUGCGACCAAUGAGGUACGUGUCUGUGUGUAUAUAUUUCAUUUUGUUUCCAUAUUUGUAAGCGUACUCUGUGUAACCUCAGUUUAAUUUAUGUUUGUGUUUGUUUAGUUCUUACGACAUAAUUUCACGCCAUGAAAGGUGAAAUUAAACGCCUGUACCAAAGAA
Molecule: messenger RNA, 7731 nt
Organism: Acanthochromis polyacanthus (spiny chromis)
Lineage: Eukaryota; Metazoa; Chordata; Actinopteri; Pomacentridae
Exons: 2
Coding region: 1047-7178 (2043 amino acids)
Biological process (GO): DNA integration
Molecular function (GO): zinc ion binding; nucleic acid binding
Source: RefSeq, a predicted model, not a curated record